ACACUCAAAGUAAUAACAUUGCUGUGACAGUCGUCAGUUCUUGUUUUAUUUUUCUACGGUGAGGACAACAGUUACAUUUUCCCCGCGGCAUUGGAAAGUUAUUAAUCAUCAUAUCCUGUUGAUGUAAAGAUGUUCGGGUUCUGGUGGCGCAAUUUGCUGACGAUAUUCAGCAUAUCGGUCGUUUGUGUUGCAAUCAACAGACCAGUUUACAAGAUCGUCCUUAACUCAAAAGGAUAUGUACAGUUCAUUCAAUAUGACAUGGAUGUUCCACCGCUGAGUGAGUUGACGCUGUGCGUAUGGGUGCGCGUGACCAGCGUCGAGAGCGACCAAAGUAUUUUCACCUACGUCGGUGCCGACGACAAACGUAUAAUGCGGUUAUGGCUGGACUCGGGAGGUCGGCGGUUGCGGAUCGCUCUGGAGGACGACCGCGUGGCGGGCAGCGCGGCCGUGGAGUUCGCGGCGGGCGCCUGGCGGGACGUGUGUGUGUCCUACCAGUCGGACCACGGCGUAUGGGCGAUGUAUGUCGAUGCCAAACUCAUAAGUUGCCAAGGCUCCAGAUAUCUACGAGGUUUUGAAUUUCCCGGAAAGGGAAGAUUGAUUAUUGGUUACGGAACAUCCGAAAAAGGUUUACCCACCGGACUGACAGGCGAGAUAUACGGUGCAUCAAUGCUAUCAUUAUCAACAAUUGAAAGAAACAUCACCAUUGACCCAAAUAAUUGGAAUAGACUAGAACCCAGAUUGAAAAACCAGCACAUAAGCAACGAAGGAGAUCAAUAUAUUGUUUUGGGCGACUUGCAAAAUGAUGACAUACAAACUGUGAAUCCGCGGACCAUAAAUAAGGAAUAUGAUUUCUUAUCUUCAGACAACAUGAAAAUAUUUUCUAGACCUUUUACAAAUGCUCCUGUUCCUAGCAAUGAACAUAAACAUGAAUUUUCAAUUGAUGAAAACCUUCCAUCUAAUAAAAAGGCAGUAAAAAAGAUUUUAACCAAACAUUUAAAAAUAAAAAAAUUAAGGCGCACCAUGAAUUUAAAAAAGAAUUAACGG
Molecule: messenger RNA, 1044 nt
Organism: Leguminivora glycinivorella
Lineage: Eukaryota; Metazoa; Arthropoda; Insecta; Lepidoptera; Tortricidae
Exons: 6
Coding region: 130-1041 (303 amino acids)
Source: RefSeq, a predicted model, not a curated record